AUGGCCAACUUCGGAGGACACGCCAUUCCUGGCUCUUUUUUUCUUUUCUAUGGCUUUUGGCUGACAGUCAAACACAUCCUCCAUCACUACUGGAGGACGAACCAGCCCAAAGGGAGACAAGUAAAGCCUCCUUUCCUUAAAAAGAUGGAGUACUUUGAGGGAGGAUUACAAAUCUUUGCAUCGUUUGUUGGUAUGAUGGUUGAACAGUUUGUGGUAGAUGGCCCUCAUGCCCACCUCUAUGAUGCAUCAACACAGUCAUGGGUCAAACUCAUGAACUGGCAGCACUGCACAAUGUAUCUGUUCUUUGGGAUCUCUGGAAUAGCACUGGUUAUCAGUACGUCCUCCAAACUGGUGCCAGUUGGCGUUGACCGCCUUGCUCUGUCCCUGGCUCUCUUUGUGGAAGGGUUCCUGUUCUACUACCAUGUGCACAGUCGGCCUCCUCUGGAUGCUCAUAUCCACUCCCUGCUGCUGGUGGCUGUGUUUGGAGGAUCAGCCAGCACCAUGUUAGAGGUGUUCAUGAGAGAUAACAUUAUCCUGGAGCUGCUCGGUGCAUGUCUAUUCAUCCUGCAGGGCUCAUGGUUCUACCAGAUUGGAUUUGUACUUUACCCGUUACGAGGACCACAGUGGGAUUUGGAACAACAUGCCAACAUCAUGUUCGUCACAAUGUGCUUCUGCUGGCAUUUAGCCGUGGCCCUGCUGUUAGUCGCCAGCACUUCUUGUGUGGUUUGGUUUACGGUGAACAGAUUCGGGAAGAAAGGCAGAGACAUCGAGAUUGGAAUGAGAAAAACAUUAUCGGAAUCAAACUCCCAAAAAGCCCUGCUUGAAGAAUCAGAGGAAGAGUGAACGUUUGCUUCAGGAUAUGACUUUGUGUUCAUAUAAAUGCUAUGGUUCUGUGAAUAAUCACAAGUGAUGUACUAUGUCUUGUAGUUUUCAUUGUUUUGUAAAAAUAAAUAAAUGAAUAAAACCCAA
This is a messenger RNA of Sphaeramia orbicularis (orbiculate cardinalfish), 969 nucleotides long. RefSeq names its product transmembrane protein 45B (gene tmem45b). NCBI's taxonomy places the organism in Eukaryota, Metazoa, Chordata, Actinopteri, Kurtiformes, Apogonidae. The coding region runs from base 1 to 843 and encodes 280 amino acids. The record is from RefSeq and is a predicted model, not a curated record. The transcript is spliced from 5 exons.